Spirometra erinaceieuropaei is the source of this 327-nucleotide messenger RNA. The record is from the annotation of a GenBank genome assembly. NCBI's taxonomy places the organism in Eukaryota, Metazoa, Platyhelminthes, Cestoda, Diphyllobothriidea, Diphyllobothriidae.
AUGCCCUCCGCCAUGCUGAUGGACACCUACUGUGACGAACGUCCUGAGAUUCUCAUCGUCCACAGGACGGACAGUCAAAUCUUUAACCUCUGGCGGAUACACUUCCGGUCGAAUGUACUCACAAUUCCCGUCCAUGAACUUCUCUUCGCAAACGACUGCGCUCUCAACAUCACCUUGGAAGGGCACAUGCAAAGGAGCAUAUAUCUCUUCACCGCUGCUGGCGACAACUUCGGCUUGGUCAUCAACACGGAGAAAACGGUGGUUAUGCGUCAACUGCCACCCGAUGCUGCCGAGGUCACACCCCACAUCAACGUGAAGGAAACUUAA